Molecule: messenger RNA, 1545 nt
Organism: Fusarium falciforme
Lineage: Eukaryota; Fungi; Ascomycota; Sordariomycetes; Hypocreales; Nectriaceae
Product: Putative transporter
Exons: 3
Coding region: 1-1545 (514 amino acids)
Biological process (GO): carbohydrate transport; transmembrane transport
Cellular component (GO): membrane
Molecular function (GO): carbohydrate:proton symporter activity
Source: RefSeq, a predicted model, not a curated record
AUGAAGGAAACGAGCUUUACCAAAUACAAAAACGCCAUCAAGGCACUUCCUCGAGAAGUUUUCAACCAGCAACUAUUCUUGACCGCCUUCACGUUUGCCUUGUGCGGGUGUCCAAAGGGUUGGGAUGAAGGCUCCGCGGCGUCCAUUACUCAGCUUCAAUCUUUCAAGAGGCAAUAUGACCUCGACAGCGAACUCGACAGCGAGACGAUUGAAAAUCUCGUAUCCUUUGUCAACAUCGGCGCUGGUGUCGGAGCGUUCCUGUCCUUCUUCCUCAACGACAAGCUCGGUCGGAAGCAGUCAAUGAGGCUCUACCAGACCAUCUACAUCACCGGGGCCCUGGUCUCCUGCUUCUCCUACGGCAGUGUUGGUGCGCUCUAUUUCGGUAGAAUCUUUGCGGGACUUGGAAUCGGCGCCUGCACUGUUGUCGGCCCCAUGACGCUGGCAGAGAUUGCACCCAAGACCAUCCGCGGCUUCAUGACUCUUUGGUUCAACAUGGCCAUGCUGCUUGCCCAAGGGCUGGGUAUCUUUGUAGUGUACGGCUGCAGCGUGCAUAUCUCGGGAACAUUGGACCUCCAGUACCAAGUCCCCUGGUUCGUCCAGACCUUUGCCCCGUUCAUCGGCAUCGCCUGCUCCUUCUUUAUCGUCGAGUCACCGCGGUGGCUUGCAAUUCGAUGUCACGAAGGGGAGGCUCUGACCGCAUUGUGCACUCUACGAGGCCUACCUGCCGAUCACCCUACAAUCUUAGAAGAGCACAGCCACAUUGUCCAUACCGUGGAGGAUGAAGGCAGACAUAUCGGAUCCAACGGUUUCCUUGCCGUCGUGAAAGAAACGUUCCUUGUGCGUUCCAACUUCCGCCGUGUUCAGCUCACUGUUAUCGCCUAUAUCCUGGCCCAAUUCUCUGGCGCAAACUCUGUUACCAACUACCUUCCCACAGUCUUUGGGUUGAUUGGAGUAACAGGCCGGAACACCAAGAUCUAUUCCUCAGGGCUCUACGCCGUCGCGAAGCUCGUUUGCACCAUAGCUGCCUCUCUCUUCUUUGUCGACAUGAUGGGACGCAGAAAGUCACUUCUGAUUGGUGUCACAGUCCAGAUGUUCUGCCACUCCUACCUCGCAGGCUACCUCAACGUGUUCCGUUCCGAAGGAAGCUCCGUACCCAAAAGCGCAUCCGAUGCGGCUAUCGCUGCUAUCUACGUCCACGCUUUUGGUUGGGCCGUCGGAUUGUACACCCUGCCUUACCUCUUCGGAGCCGAACUGUGGCCGAACCGCAUCCGAUCCUUCGGUGGUGCACUAUCUCAAUGUUUCCACUGGCUCUUCUACUUUGCCAUCACAAAAGUGACACCCAGCCUCUUGAGAAGCAUGGACGUCUGGGGAGCCUUCCUGUUCUUUGUUGGUUGGUGCAUCAUAGCUCUAGUGUAUACCUUCUUCUUCGUGCCCGAGACAAGUGGACUUAGCCUUGACGACAUGGAUAUUAUCUUCUCGCGUCCCAUCUAUAAGAUGCGUCACCCUCUUUCCGCUUCGGGCAAUGAUAUCGAAAAAUGUUGGUGA